Lucilia sericata (common green bottle fly) is the source of this 511-nucleotide messenger RNA. RefSeq lists its product as uncharacterized. NCBI's taxonomy places the organism in Eukaryota, Metazoa, Arthropoda, Insecta, Diptera, Calliphoridae. Bases 32 to 469 code for a protein of 145 amino acids. The record is from RefSeq and is a predicted model, not a curated record. The transcript has 3 exons.
CAUUAUAUUUAAGACAACUAUUUCUUUAAGAAUGCAGAAACCGCCUUCUUCCGUUAACUGGUUCUACGUGGAAGCCUACAAAAACAUACCCCAAACAACAACACAAGAAAUGCUUGAAAUGGGUCGAGUAAAAGGACAAAGACAGAAAAGAUCUAGCAAAAAUCGAUUCAAUGCCCAGAGCCUCCAUUUUGUGGUCAAUCAAAUUAAGCCGCGUAUAUUGUUGCCUUUAACAACUUCAUAUAAACGUGACUAUGCUCCACCCUAUGAAGAGAUUCCUAAUUCAAGACUUGAUAAAGAAAAUAUACCAGAUCACCUAUGGAAUCGUAAACCGAUGAAUGAUUUUGCUGUGGAACGCAUAACUUCCUCAGAAUUCAAAUUUAUGGAUGAUCAUUUGAUUGAUAUAACGCCUGAACGACGGAAAGUUAACUUUUUUAGGCAGUUAAGAAAUCAACAUUACCCAUUGGUUUAAGUAAUCGUUGGGAUUUGGAUGUUUUUAUAAAACGAUCGUUCU